AUGCCGGAAGACGAAGCGCACCUGAACGGCCACUCGAAAAGGCUAUCCGAUGAGAGAACACCGCUCCUCAAGCACCCCCCACCACCGGCAACCUCCAACGCAGCCCCGGAAGCACUCGACGCUGAUCAAGCCCAGAGCUCGCCACCAAGUGAUGGCCACACAGGCCCCAAUCAAUCCCUCACCUGGAUCCGUGGUAUCGUUGUCACGCUCGCACUAGGCUUCCUCAUCUUCCUCCAAGCAACAAACAUCUCGCUUCUCACCACCACCCAAAGCGCUAUCGCCGGCGAGCUAGACGCCUUCGAGAAGACGACAUGGUUCACCUCCGCCUACCUCAUCGCCAUGAGCGCGCUGGGUCCACUCAACGGCAAACUGGCGUCAGUUUUCAGUCCGCGCGUCUGCAUCUUCGCUUCCACGGUGGUGCUCGCGAUAGGAAGUCUGCUGAGCAGCGUUGCCAAUUCCUUCGAAACCUUCAUCGCCGGGAGAAGUUUGACUGGUGUCGGGGCUAGCGGCAUCUUCACCAUCUCCAUCAUCAUCGUGCUUGAGCUCACGGGCUCGAAGAACAGGGGCCUAGCGAUAGGCGUGCUGAACUCUGGCUACACCUGUGGUGUCGCUGUCGGAGCGACAGCUGCAGGCGCAUUACUAGGUCCGAUCGGGUGGCGAGCGCUGUUCUGGAUGCAGGCACCAAUUGCACUCGUUGGAGGCACGCUGUUACUUCUCGCCAUCCCUAGCGACUUCACGAGCGGCAAGAAAGAAGUCAGCGAUGAAGAAAGCAACGUGUGGCAACGCCUUGCUCGACUGGACUACUUCGGUGCCCUCACGCUAACAGCAUCCAUCGUCCUACUGCUCUUCGCCCUCUCCUCGCCACACAAGAUUCCAAUCUUGCCCAUCAUACUCUCAGCAGUCGUUCUGGUCACGUUCGUCCUGAACGAGGUGUACCUGGCCUCAGAUCCAGUCAUCCCCAUUGCGCUUCUCAAAUCUCGCGGCCUCCUACUCACCUGCCUCGGGACUGUAGGGUAUAUGAUGGCGCGCUGGUCGGUCCUUUUCUACGCCCCGACCUACGCCCUUGCCGUCCGCCAAUGGACGCCUGCGACAGCCGGCAGCAUCCUCAUCCCCACUAAUGGCGGCUUCGCCAUCGGCGGGCUGAUGGUGGGCUGGUUACACAUCAGGCGGAAGGGAUCGUUCUACAUUCCGUCGGUUGUGGUCUAUGCUCUAUUCCCUGUCACACUCGUGGCGUUGGCCGCUUUGUCGACGGAGCUCUCUAGCCCAGUGCUGUAUGUGCUCGUGGUGUUUGCUUGCGGAGCGGUUACUGGAGCGGCGCUAAACUACAACCUUGCACAUCUCCUUCAUCUGACACCGAGCAGCACGCACUAUAUCGCCACCUCGCUACUAGCUACUUUCAGAGGCUUCGCUGGCUCCUUCGGCUCUGCGAUCGGUGGCGGGCUCUUCCAGCGGAAGUUGUAUACUUCGCUCACGGACGGCUUCGCUGAGGAAGGUCUGCGACACAGAGAAGAUUUAGUCCGAAGACUGCUGGGCUCGCCUGCCUUGGUCGAGCAAUUGGGCGGCGCGGAGAGAGAAGUUGCUAUACGUGGCUAUGAAGAUGCGCUUAGGACGUUGUUCCUAGCGGGAGCGGGAUUGGCGUUGCUCACGGUGUUUGUCCAGGCUGGAACUGGGUGGCGUGCUGCGAAGGAAGAGAGCGAGGUGGUGCCUGUUCCAGCAGAGGAUCGGCGAACAUCGACACGAGAUGAUGAUGAAUGA
Molecule: messenger RNA, 1755 nt
Organism: Saxophila tyrrhenica
Lineage: Eukaryota; Fungi; Ascomycota; Dothideomycetes; Mycosphaerellales; Extremaceae
Exons: 1
Coding region: 1-1755 (584 amino acids)
Biological process (GO): basic amino acid transport; transmembrane transport
Cellular component (GO): fungal-type vacuole membrane
Molecular function (GO): basic amino acid transmembrane transporter activity
Source: RefSeq, a predicted model, not a curated record